Mirounga angustirostris (Northern elephant seal) is the source of this 1160-nucleotide messenger RNA. RefSeq names its product proteasome 26S subunit, non-ATPase 8 (gene PSMD8). Gene Ontology annotation, cellular component: proteasome regulatory particle, lid subcomplex; cytosol; nucleus. The transcript has 7 exons. Gene Ontology annotation, biological process: proteasome-mediated ubiquitin-dependent protein catabolic process. The coding region runs from base 16 to 1071 and encodes 351 amino acids. The record is from RefSeq and is a predicted model, not a curated record. NCBI's taxonomy places the organism in Eukaryota, Metazoa, Chordata, Mammalia, Carnivora, Phocidae.
GGAGCUCUGACUGACAUGUUCAUUAAGGGCCGGACUCCAAGGGCACCUCCCCGAGAGCGCCUGAACGCGAACCGCGGCGGGCGGAGGUCGGCAGCCGUAGCCCCGCCCCCGGCGUUGGGCUCCACCUCCCGGCCCCACUUCCGCCGGGUGAGCGUCUGUAGGCGACGCUGCCGUAAAUCGGGCCGGAGGUUUGCCGCAUCACGGAAGAUGGCGGCCACGGCGGUGAACGGGGCGCCGGGCACCUCGAACUCGGGCCCUGCGGCGGCCUCGGGUGCAGUCCUGCAGGUCGCAGCCGGCAUGUACGAGCAACUUAAGGGCGAAUGGAACCGUAAAAGCCCCAAUCUUAGCAAGUGCGGUGAAGAGCUGGGCCGUCUCAAGCUGGUUCUGCUGGAGCUCAACUUCUUGCCAACCACAGGGACCAAGCUGACCAAACAGCAGCUCAUUCUGGCCCGUGACAUUCUGGAGAUUGGGGCCCAGUGGAGCAUCCUGCGCAAGGACAUUCCUUCCUUCGAGCGCUACAUGGCCCAGCUCAAAUGCUACUACUUCGAUUACAAGGAGCAGCUCCCCGAGUCAGCCUACAUGCACCAGCUCUUGGGCCUCAACCUCCUCUUCCUGCUGUCCCAGAACCGGGUGGCUGAGUUCCACACAGAGUUGGAGCGGCUGCCUGCCAAAGACAUCCAGACCAAUGUAUACAUCAAGCAUCCUGUGUCCCUGGAGCAAUACCUGAUGGAGGGCAGCUAUAACAAGGUGUUCCUGGCCAAAGGCAACAUCCCUGCUGAGAGCUAUACCUUCUUCAUUGACAUCCUGCUUGACACUAUCAGGGAUGAGAUUGCUGGGUGCAUCGAGAAGGCCUAUGAGAAAAUCCUUUUCACUGAGGCCACCCGGAUCCUCUUCUUCAACACACCCAAAAAGAUGACCGACUACGCCAAGAAGCGAGGGUGGGUUCUGGGCCUCAACAACUACUACAGCUUUGCCAGCCAGCAGCAGAAGCCAGAAGAUACCACCAUCCCCUCCACGGAACUGGCCAAGCAGGUCAUCGAGUAUGCCCGGCAGCUGGAGAUGAUCGUCUGAGCCCGCCCGGCACCGGGCUGGGGCCGGGCUUGCCGUAUUUAAAGCAGUGGCAGGGCAGGGCUUCCUCCAAUAAAGGUGGAUUGACAUUC